Molecule: messenger RNA, 868 nt
Organism: Monascus purpureus
Lineage: Eukaryota; Fungi; Ascomycota; Eurotiomycetes; Eurotiales; Aspergillaceae
Source: the annotation of a GenBank genome assembly
GUUCAAUCCAUUGCGAACAAACUCUCAUCAACAUGCGUUUCACGUCUCUCCUCCCGGCUCUGGCCUCCGUGUCUGCAGCCCUACCCACUGCUACAUCUUCCUCCCCAGACCAAACGUUUGGCCUGAUCGCCAUCCACUCCGGCAGUGAUGUGCAGUAUGCCGGCUUCAAUGCAGCACUGAGCAGUCUCUUCGCGCGUCUUCCUGCCCAGAACGCAAGCUGUAACCGUCCGGAUGAUGGCUACGCUACCUUCUACCUGAACGAGGGCGGACUCUUCCUCUACGAUACCUCUGCUACACCGCAGCAGUUUUACGUUGAUCGCUCCGGCAUGGGCCAAGGCAAGAUCGGCUAUACAACUGGUGCCCAACCCGCCCCGAGGAACUCCGAGCGUACCGGGUGGGCUAUCGAUGAGCAGAAUCAUCUCCAGUUUGCCGGGAAUGAUCUCAUUGCUUGCCCUAACAGCAUUGAUGGGGCUUAUAGCAUUUGGGCUUCUGCUGGUGUUGCGAAUCCCGGGGGCAAUGAGAACUGUGUUGGUAUUGCGGCGCGGGUGGUUGAGGAUGAUGAUCCGAAUGGAUGUGUUUAUACUCAGUGAAUGUUGUGAAGUGGGUGGGUGGUGUAUAGAUGUAGCUGUAUAUAUCGGUUGGCUUAGCUGGCAUAGGCGAGGAUUUGCUGUUGCAACUCCUUGGUGUCUAAAUGUGUUCACCAUGUUUCGGUCGCAUCGAUUAAUAUAUUAUAUAUUCUAUUCUGACGCAGAUGAAUCCGCUCGAGUUGGAGUUGAAUGAUAUCUCGACGCUCAUACAAGAGUCGAUAUCGAACGAGUCAACCCUUCCAACCAUCCCAUCGCUCAAAAUCUUCCGUGUCAAGGUCGAA